Messenger RNA from Lepisosteus oculatus (spotted gar), 8105 nucleotides. Its product is annotated as pikachurin. NCBI's taxonomy places the organism in Eukaryota, Metazoa, Chordata, Actinopteri, Semionotiformes, Lepisosteidae. The record is from RefSeq and is a predicted model, not a curated record. Gene Ontology annotation, molecular function: protein binding; calcium ion binding.
CCCACCCCGAACCAUCCAACGCCCGGUCUUCCUCCGUAGUUACGAUGGACCCAAAUGCAGAAGAACUUCGAAGUACCAGCUGUAUAUCGGAAUUCAGUAUUAUUUUGGAGUGGUGUCUUGUAGGGGUGCCGAGAAAGAAGCGGGGCUCCUGCGCCUAGUGUGUGGAAUGGACAUGCCAGCGCUAGGUUGCUCAUUUACUGAUCUUUAGCAGAUUGUAAUCUCAUCAGAUGGUCAGUCUCAGCACCCCCCUGCCGGGAAAAGAAGAGGCUGGCUGCUUUGUGCGGGAUUCAUUCUGGACGACUUUAUCCUGUCCGGGGUGGGACGCGUCCAGUAGUGUAAAAAGGACCGCGAUUAUUAGCGUUCAACUUUCAGGAACCGGACUCUCCGUUUCAUCUGCGGCUGUGGAUUAUUCGUGAAAACUGAAACUUUUUCAACUUCGAUGAGCAAGAAAUGGGUUUUUUAAACAGGGAGAGGAGCUCGUUUUUCUUUUCAUGUGUAAUUAUUCUCAUGACAGAAGCUGCUUAUUGCGCGAGGAGGACUGCCGUGAGAAAACAAGAUCGACUGAGUCCUCCCCUGGACAUCCAGGUGGAGCCCCUGAACUGUACGGCAUUCAGUGUGCGCUGGAGGAUGCCCCGACGCCACAUCAGCACCAUCACCGGGUACAAGGUGUUUUACACAGAGAUGAAGAACAACAGGCCAGUGAGUAUAGCUGUGACACAUGACAUUCCUUUGAGUCUGGACAUGCUUACUAUGGGGCAGUUUGAUGGACAAGCAAGUUUUACUGAAGAUGGGUCCACCCUGUAUCUGCUCCAGGACGUUGUCAUUGGUAACCUCAAGGUGGGCACUCAGUACAGGGUCAGCGUUGGAGCUUUCGGAUGGGCGGGAGAAGGGAGGCCCAGCAUGCCUCGUGAUGUCACCACUGCUUCUCGAGAUAAAUGCAUCCCACCUUCCCCGCCAACGCAGGCUCGGGCCCUGGCUGUGUCCGACACAGAAGUAGCAUUGUCAUGGAAACAGGGAGAGAGUCAAGGCAGCUCGCCGGUUCAGUACUUCUUGGUGGAGUACAUAAGGCCUGAGCUGGACACAGAGUGGACAGCAAUCAAAGAGCCCAUUGAGUCCAACUCCAUGGUUCUGAAGGGGCUCGUCCCAGACACACAGUACCAGUUUGUUGUAAGAGCCGUCAAUGCACAUGGGACCAGCCAGCCCAGUGAAACCAACAUCCAAGUCAGGACGCUCAGUACUGAUGAGCUGGGCAGUGGACAUCAUGGGCAGAGCUACAUCACGGACUCCAAGAUCAAUGACGAGGUGGCCUUUGGGAUUGAUGACUCAGACUACGAUAUAUACAUUGAAGAGCUCAGGCCGUUUCCUGCCAUCAAGGAGGACAACAGGAAGUUCCAGUUGGAGGCUAAGGCCUCUCCUGCCUCUCAGACAGGAAAAGGGAGACUGAAGUACACAGUGACCACUACCACGUCCACGACUCCAACUUCUGCCACUACUACCACCACGCCUGCCCCCACGACCUCCGCCCCCACGCGAAGGGGUGGCACCAUGCCCCGCCUGCACGAUCUGCCCUGUGACGACACGGUCUGCCCCGCCGACAGCUUCUGCGUCAACGACUACGACAGCGGCGGCUCGCGCUGCCACUGCAGCCUGGGCAGAGGGGGGCCCUUCUGUUCGGAAGGUGUUCCAGUCCAGUAUCCAAAGUUCUAUGGCUUUUCCCAUAUGGCUUUCGAACCACUGAAGAAUUCCUAUCAAACGUUUCAGAUCACCAUUGAAUUCAAGGCAGAGGCAGAGGACGGGCUGCUGCUGUACUGCGGGGAGAAUGAGCAUGGGCGCGGAGACUUCAUCUCCCUGGCUGUCAUCCGGCGCAGGCUGCACUUCAGGUUUAACUGUGGCACAGGGACAGCUGUCAUUAUUAGUGAGAGCAGAGUCAGGCUGGGCAGCUGGCACAGUGCCACACUCUCCAGAGAUGGCACGAACGGGUGGCUGCGUCUGGACAACGACACGCCUGUAACUGGCCGGUCCCAGGGCCAAUACACCAAGAUCACUUUCAGGACUCCCUUCUAUGUGGGGGGCACUCCCAAUGCUUAUUGGCUAGUGAAGGUGACUGGGACCAACCGAGGUUUCCAAGGCUGCGUCCAGAUGCUGAACGUCAACGGCAAGGCCAUCGAUAUGAGGCCCUGGCCCAUGGGCCGAGCCCUGAGUGGGGCUGAAGUUGGUGAGUGCAGUGCCAGUGUGUGUGAGGAGGUUGUCUGUGCCAAUGGAGGGAUGUGCUUUGCUAACAGAGCAGAUUCCUACAUCUGCCUGUGUCCGCUGGGCUUCAGAGGAAAGCACUGUGAGGAGAGUUUCUGGUUGGCGCUGCCCCAGUUCAACGAGACCUUGUUGUCUUACGCUUGUGUGCCUUGGCCCCUGGCGCCUCAGCACUACCUCUCCUUCAUGGAGUUUGAGGUCACCUUUCAGCCCACCGCAGAGGAUGGGGUCCUCCUCUACAGCGAAGACACCAACAGCAAGGACUUCAUCUCCAUCACCCUGGCGAAGGGUCACCUGGAGUUCCGCUUUGACUGUGGCUCCGGCCCGGCUCUCAUCAGGAGCGAGGAGCCGGUCAGCAUGAACACGUGGCAUGAGGUGCACGUCUCCCGCACAGCCAAGAACGGCAUCCUGCAGGUGGACUCCCAGAAUCCCAUGGAGGGGAUGGCUGAGGGUGCCUUCACUCAGAUCAAGUGCAACACUCCCCUCUACAUUGGGGGGGUUCCAGACUAUGACAGCACCAAGAGGGGAGCAGCUGUUUUCAGACCUUUCAGUGGAAGUAUCCAAAAGAUCAUCCUGAAUGACCGCACUGUCCAGCUGAAUAAGGACUUUGCCUCUGGGGUCAACGUGGAGAACGCCGCUCACCCCUGUGUGAGGAACCCCUGCGCCAACGGUGGCUCCUGCAGACCCAAGAGAGAUGGGUACGAAUGUGACUGCUCACUGGGCUUCGACGGGCUGCACUGCCAGAAAGAAUGUGGAAAUUAUUGCUUGAACACCGUCACUGAAGCCAUUGAGAUCCCUCAGUUUAUUGGCCGCAGUUACCUCACCUACGACAACAGAGAUAUCCUGAAAAGGGUGUCAGGCUCUCGGACAAACGUGUUCCUGAGGUUCAAGAGCAUGGCAAAGGAUGGGCUGUUGCUGUGGAGAGGCGAGAGCCCCAUGAGGCCCAACAGUGACUACAUCUCCCUCGGACUGCAAGAUGGCGCCCUGGUCUUCAGCUACAACCUGGGCAGCGGGGUCGCCACGGUGAUGGUGAAUGGAUCCUUCAAUGAUGGCCGUUGGCACCGCGUCAAGGCAGUUCGUGAUGGGCAGUCUGGGAAACUCACAGUGGACGACUACGGUGCUAAGACAGGCAAAUCACCAGGCAAGAUGCGUCAGCUUAACAUCAAUGGGGACCUGUAUAUUGGGGGAAUGAAGGAGAUUGCGCUACACACAAACCGGCAGUACAUGCGAGGCCUUGUGGGCUGCAUCUCUCACUUCACCCUGUCCACGGACUACCACCUCUCCCUAGUGGAGGACGCAGCCGACGGGAAGAACAUCAACACCUGUGGGAACAAGUAGGAGCUGCCCCCUGUUCCUGAGGGGCUCUGCUACAGGGGAAAGCACAGACCUCAAGGACCGAAGGCACAGUGGCCGCACCACACAGGCACUUCGUCACCCGAACGAAGUCUCGCCCCAAGCUUCUGAAGGACAGCGUUUAGCCAUGUAAAAGUAAUAAGAAUUUCCCAUUCCCUUGUUCUUCUCCUCGACAAGUGCCCUGUUAGCCAGAACAUGUGACGUUAAAACCCUGUCAGUGAAUACUACGAAGCAGCGGGGUAAUUCAAGGCCGGACUGGAAGAACCAACAUGCCGUGCAAGCGGGCCACCUUCAGGAAAGUGUUCUGGCGGUCCUUCCUGUGGAUUUAGGAAGUGUUGGCCACUUUCCCGACCAGGUCAAAAUGAAAUCUCAAUCAUUGGACUUGGUAACCUUCAUACUGUGUUUUGUUCCAAAACCCUCCAGAUACGUAUUUAUGCUAAUGUGAGACUGCAAGAAACAAAAGGUUGAGGAGAGGAACGCAAUCUUAGUUGUUUUUCUGGUACAUUUUCUAUAGCAUGUACUCCGAAGUACAGCACUACCAAAAAAUGAAAGGUAAAAUGAAUGAGCUAUUUUUAUUGAUUACUUAGUUUUGUAAAUCUCUCUGAUCUAGAGAUAUUGUAUUGUGUCACAUGUUAAUGGGGGGAAAAAACAACUCAAUUAUUUGGGGGGAAAAAACACAAGAAACACAGGAGCAAUCCUGAAAACAGGAACUAGGCACUACUCAGCCUAAAAGGCAAGGGCAUGAUGAAUAGGAAGAGGAAGAGCUAGCGUGUGUGAGAGUUCAGGCUUUGUUUUGUUAACAGAUCCAUUAGGCCUCAGUUAUGUCAGGGACAUUGGUCAAAAGCAUGUUUUUACAUCUUUCAGACAUCCAUCUAAAGAAAAACACAGCGAAGAUGCUGACUUUGUCGGACCCAUUUAAUAUAUUAUUAUUAUUAUAUACUAUAUAUAAUUAUAUAUAAUAUAUAUUAAUAUAUAUAUUAUUAAUAUAAAGUAGUUUCUUUUUAUCUUUAAACAAAUGUUCUGCUAUUUUUGGGAACGUGCUCUUGGCAAGUUGGAAAUGUUCCUAAACAUUUGUUUAGCAACACUGACAUGCUGUGUUGCUGGUACAAUGGGAAAAACGCACAAGUAGGUGAGAAGCCAUAUAUCCCCCUGGUAAAUCUUUGUUGUGUUAUGCUUCCAUUGUUGUAUAGAUUGUCAAGCUGAUCUUUUUUAUGAAUUUCAAUAUAACUGUUUUCAGUAACUGGUUCUCCAUACAGGAGGUGAUACUGUAUCCAAUUUGUCUGGGCUGUGCAUGUCACAUACUGUAUAUCCCCAAGGACAAGCAUAUUUGCUUUAAUACUAAAAGCAGCAGUCCUACUGGGUUCAUCUUCAUCAGGGCCUGAAAAAUCAAUCAAUUGAUCGAAUACAGCAACCAAAGACAUUCUUGCUUAAUAGUUAAUUCUCCAUUCAGAUACAUGGUCAUUUUCUAUGAUUAAACUGGGCUCAUAUCUGGUGCUUUGGCUAGUUUAUUUUUUCCCCGUUUUAUGUCCACCCAGUUGGGAAUGGAAUGUGACUCUUAACUUGGGAUUGCUGUAUACCUCACCUGGAGAAUGGGCAUCUGCUAAGACAUGCUCAUCGGACAGGGCCUAUCACCUUUUGACAUGCUGUGGGAUCCAGGUCAGGUCAGGAAGGUCAUUGCUGACUAGAAGGACAGGGUGGCUCUGACUGAUGUCAGUGCAGACUCAUAGGCACCCAGCACGCCUCACGGAUUGGCACCCAGCAUGCCUCAGGGGUAUGCACUAGGCAUUCCCCAGGAGUUGCUGUUGUGUUUGAAGUUGAGAAGAGUCCUAGAUGACUAAUGCCCUCCCUAUCCUGAUGGUAUCUGCCAGCUGUGGACCAAGGCUCAGGGAAUCCCAUUGCAGUCAGGGAAUGAUAUGGAGCACAGGUUCCAACCUGUGAGGGCCCUCAGCAUCCGUCUUCUUUAUGCACUCUAUUUGAAGUAAAAAUGAUAGCACAGUGUUACUCCUUGUUUGAAGCACUCCAUUGGGUUAGACACGUUUGACAGCAAUUAUCCUUUUGAUUAAAUCAGCUUGUGGGUGACCCCAAUGCUACAAAGAUUAGGCAAACACAAAUUUAUUUUAAAGGACUCUAACUCAGUUCCUAAAGAAAUGCACAAUGUUACAUACAGACUGCCACAUAUGAGCCCAAGUAAUACACUCAGCCAUGCCAAAUUCUGGUGGUGCCAAAUUCACAAACUGCAUUGAUUAAACAGCAAUGGAUUAAAAAGUUUGUCUUGUCUUACAAACCAUGGCAGGCUGCACACUGGAAAGAAGGAGGGCAGGUUCCUAAUAAUGGAUUAUUCUGCCAUACUGGAGCUGUUGAGUACGGCUUGAUGUACAGUAGUUAGAGUGGAGAGUUAGAAUGUGUGCUUUGACAUUAUACAGUAAUACUUGGUAUCAAAUAGACCAGCAAAUGUAGCAUUUACAUGUAACAUUUAAGCAGCAUCUUAACAACAUGUUAAUCAGCUGUGAGUAAAGGUACAGUAAUGGCUAAGGUCUGUUACGGUUGUUUUGCUAAUUAACAUAGUCAUUGCUGAGUAUGAUUUGGGCUUAUGUAGUAUGCUGUGGUAGGAAACAUAUUUCCUCUGGAAGUGAAUAUGCACGCUAAUAAUGUUGUCGACAUUUAUUCCCGAUUAAUCUAGGGAAGACCCUAUUGGAAAGAUUUAAGUGUUAUGAAACAAUUACAAAAUGAUUGGCCAAACACUGCCUUCUUUCAUCUGGUUAUAUUCAGGCUGUUUUGUGAAGACAGUGAAACUUGUUGCCACACAGGGAUCUGUCAAUACACACCCUCCAAGACAGCUUUCUCGGUCAGAAUACCCAGCAUUUUAGCACUAAUAGAGAUGAGAUAAUAUGAGAAAUUGCAUUUUCUUUUGUUGUGUUAUUAAAUAUAGCAUCAUUACAAUACUUUUUUAGUGUGGAGUAUAGUCUUUCUCUGUAUAAUUGUGAUCCCUGUCCAUUCCUCUUACCCUUAGCACAGAAUUUUGUAAAUGAUGUCUAUUCUUGAAGAUGUAAAUUUAUGAUGCCCUUCAGUUUUAAGUAAAUAAACCAACAUAUUUAAUAAAACUUUUUUUUUCCAUCAGUUUUGUUAACAGUGAAUAACCUGACAAAGUCUUGGAAGGCACAGUGACAAAGUCAGUGGGGUAUAAGUGAAAAUUAUUGUUAAUCAUAUAGUAUAAUUUCUUGCCAUUUGCAUUUUAGACGUCUGUCUAUAUCUGUGCACACUAUCUUGUAUCAGGACUAUUCAAAUGAAAUGCAGAUUGUCUCACUGUUUCAAGGCCAGAAUUCUGGAGAUCUAACAGAGGCAACUUGAGCAGACAAAACAAGAUCAAAACUAACUGGACAUUUCUGAGCACUUUGUGCAUUGGUGCUGACAUUGUUGCUUCUGUCUAGUGUUCAGCUACACAUAAACCCGCCACAGUAUUCAAGGCAUUGUCUUCUAAAUGAGGAGUCAGUAAACACUCUCUCAGUGUUGAGAAAGAGCUUGAUAUGAAGAGUGCUGACCCAGGAUACCGAUGAUUAAACAGUACAUACAGGGAGAGGGUUAAUUUGAAUAGUUAAUAUAAAGGCCAGUCACAGAAGAGGCCAGCAGAAAAUAGGUUCAGUAAAUGUGUGUCAAUAAAAGGUCAAGUUUCAACAGUCAGUGUCUUUGGAGUCCGUGUGUUUUAUUGAACCAAAACAUUUGAGAAGUAUUAAAUAAUAAAAGCUUGUUUCCACAACGUUUUCCAAGAUUCGCAAAACAUUAAAUGUGUAUUUUGUAGCUCAGUCUUAGUUUCACUUUUAUUAUGAGAAUGCUAACCAUGCAAGUAACUACCUGGUGAACUAUUUUUUACUUGACCUUUUUAAUUAAUAGUUUGUUCAUUUUUGUCAUACUGUAUAUCUUGGAAUUUAUCAAAAGCAUUCAUGUGGUACCGUAGAUAAAAUAUGUAAUAAAAAAUUUCAAGACAUUUUAACAUUAGUGACAUACUGUAGACUGCCUUAAACUGCUGUUAGCUGCUCCCAUUCUUGGUCUUGCUUCUCGGUUGUUUGCAGACAUACCCAGGAUACUUAGUUAUUUUUAGUAUUUUUAAUUUAAAUGGCAAGUUACCAAUUGGCUGGUUGGCGUAUCUUCACGAGGGAUGUCUUAUGAUAAAAUGGAAUUUUCACGGCCGAAACGUUUUCUCUCUUCUCUUUUCAGCACGGAAUAAACCUGUUACAUGUUCUUUGUUUCAGUGUUGGUCAUGAUUCACCUGCAGGUGACCAAAUGCUGCACUUGUAGAUUUUAGAUGAUACUGGAUUUAGCCUAAUCUUCUCUGAAAGGUGACGUCCAUGGUUCUGGGUAGGACUCUACUGGAAACUUGAAGAAUGUAAUGCUGGGGCAAGUGCAUUUGGAGCUUGCUGAGAGAUGACUGUAGUCACCUGAACGCUUCAAAACAAUUGUUGGGCGAUCCACUGAAACAUCAUCAGCCUACUGGGGUUUGAUUACUGAAG